AUUCCCUAGUAAAGGGGGGUCUAUGGGGCGCAGAGCACCGCCCCGAGUCCCGCGGUGAACUUUGUCACAAAUAACACCAAGAUACUUUAUUUUCUCCUGACACUGUACGCGGCAGAAGUAACGACCAGAGUGCUUUCACAAGAUGUACAUGUGGCUGACAGCGUUGGCCGGACUGGCCAUUUUAUCUCUUUCCUACAUCAAAACCUAUUUUGGUCCGUACUUUAGAGCGGACUGCGCUUACAUGUGGAGAAGUAUAAAGCUGGCUAUAAGGAUUACUAAAUACAAGAAGUGUAAACCGUUUUAUAGUUUGUUGGACCACUUUUUGGAUGGAGCGAAACGGCAUCCAGACAAGGUGUUUGUUCACUUCGAGGGGCGCCAGUGCACUUACGAGGAGGUGGACAAGCAAAGCGCCAAAGUGGCCCGUGCGCUGCAGGCUGAGGCAAAACUCCAAGAAGGGGAUGUAGUAGCUAUAUUUUUACCAAAUAACCCCUCUUAUAUGUGGACAUUUUUGGGCCUGGCGAAACUUGGCUGCCCCGCUGCGCUUCUGAACACCAACAUCAGGUCCAAGUCUCUGCUCCACUGCUUCUCGUGCUGUGGGGCCAAAGUGCUCAUCACCUCUCCAGAGCUACUGUCUGCUGUGGAGGAGGUGCUGCCCACUCUGAAGGAGCAGGACAUCUCUGUCUUCAUCCUGGCAGACAGCUGCAGCGUCCCAGGCAUCCACCCUCUUUCAGAGAAGAUCAAAAAGGCAUCAGAUGAGCCACUGUCCAAGGAGCUUCGAGCCAAUGUGACCAUCCGUAGUACAGCACUUUACAUCUACACAUCUGGUACUACAGGUUUACCAAAGGCGGCCGUAGUGACCCAUGAGCGCGUCUGGGCUGCCUGUUUAUUCCAGGCCGCAGUGGGAGUCACCACAGACGACAUCUUCUAUAUCAACCUGCCCCUGUACCACAGCGCGGGCUUCCUCAUCGGGAUGGCAGGGAGCAUUGAGAGGGGUAAUACGAUGGUGUUGAAGAAGAAAUUUUCAGCCUCUCAGUUUUGGGACGAUUGUCGUAAAUACAACGUGACUGUGAUGCAGUACAUUGGAGAGACACUGCGCUACCUCUGCAACUCUCCUAAGAAAGACACUGACAAGCAGCACAAAGUGAGGCUGGCCAUGGGGAACGGUGUCAGGACGGAUAUUUGGACUGAGUUUUUGAAUCGAUUUGGGGACAUUCAGAUGCGAGAACUGUACGGAGCCACUGAGGGGAACAUAGGAUUUAUAAACUACACUAAUAAGAUUGGAGCAGUGGGAAGGAUUAACCCUCUGCAUAAGUUCUUCUUCCCUCACACUUUAAUCAAGUUUGAUGUUGAGAAAGAGGAGCCGAUACGAAACUCUGAGGGUCUUUGUGUUAAAGCCGCUCGAGGUGAGAUUGGGCUCUUGGUUGGAAAGGUCACCAAGAGGUCACCAUUUGUGGGAUAUGCCGCCAACAAAACCCAGACCGAGAAGAAGAGGCUCCGGGACGUGAUGAAGAAAGGAGAUCUGUACUUCAACACUGGGGACCUUAUGCUCAUUGACUCAGAAAACUUUGUCUACUUCAUGGACCGAGUGGGAGACACCUUCAGAUGGAAAGGUGAAAAUGUUGCUACAUCAGAGGUUGGAGACAUCCUUACAACAGCAAACAGCAUAUUGGAAGCAAAUGUUUAUGGCGUUAAAGUUGAAGGUCACGAGGGUCGGAUUGGGAUGGCGGCCGUGACCCUUAAAGAAGGAGAGGAUUUUGACUGCGCUGACGCCUAUAAACAAGUGGUGAACUACCUCCCCGCCUAUGCCCGCCCACGUUUUAUCCGGAUUCAGCCAUGUCUGGAAGUGACUGGGACAUUCAAGAUGAAGAAAGUGAAGUUAGUGGAGGAAGGAUUUAACCCCGCAAACAUCUCCGACCCCCUGUACUUUUUGGAUACAGACAAAAAGACAUACGUUCCUCUCACUGAAAAGAUUUACAAUGCCAUAAUGUCCAGGGAAAUAAAACUUUAACAUGAAUUACUGUUUAGUCUUACCCUUGCUUUGAAUGGUCCAACAACCCACUAACUCAGGGUGGUUAUUGAAACACUUCUGAGAUGCAGUGGUAUAGGAGAAGUAAGCAUUAAACAAAUUGGACCUGUGCUUUAUGCAGGUUUAAUGCACGACAUGGGGUCCACAAAGUGCGCUAAAACUGCAGAACGCACAGCUCUAAGUUGUUUAUUGUGCUUAUAACAUGGCUAGAAACUGAAAUGGCUCACCUAUAAAACCAAAACGCCUGUUCACUGUUUGUAAAUGUCCAAAUGUUUUGUUAUUCCUGUGUUGCAUAAAAGCAAGUACCUCCAUUCUAGAGUCACAGUAGGUGAGCAUUUAUUGCGUGUUUUAUUACUUGUUUCUAUGGUGAUGGCAGCAGUGAAGUGAUAUAGAAUAUGAUUUAACCGUUGCCGGGCGGACUACUUGUAAGUUAUGUAAAAUAUACAGCCAAGAGCAUGUUUGCAUUUCCUGUAAUUUGUGUAUUUUCCAUCAUUGAUAAUUGUGUACUUGCUAGUGAAGCUUUGCCGUAAUUCUGUUCAACUUAUCUGCCUCAUGAGUAUGUUUACAUGUAUACCUGGCAGUUUUAACUAACAAUUAAUAUAUUUAGUUGUUUUCAAUGAUGUUUUUUUUGGGGGUGGAAGACAGUUGACCCACUUUUAAGACGUUAUUGGCAAUCUUGUGAUAAGCUUAAACAUUAUUGAAUAAAUAUAGUUUUGUAUACUGUUUAUUCUGGUCAAACUGUAAGCGGUACAGGUGUGAGCUAGCCGCUGAAGAUAUGCAACCAUACUAAAUACCUCAAUAAAUGGAACAACAGCUUG
This is a messenger RNA of Periophthalmus magnuspinnatus, 2844 nucleotides long. RefSeq names its product hsFATP2a_ACSVL_like domain-containing protein. The transcript is spliced from 10 exons. Gene Ontology annotation, molecular function: long-chain fatty acid transmembrane transporter activity; long-chain fatty acid-CoA ligase activity. Lineage: Eukaryota; Metazoa; Chordata; Actinopteri; Gobiiformes; Gobiidae. Bases 143 to 2008 code for a protein of 621 amino acids. The record is from RefSeq and is a predicted model, not a curated record.